CAUAGGGUGAGAGGCGCGCGCAGGUAAGCUCGAGCUGAACUCUGUCAGCAGCACCUGGAUUGUCCUCGACUACAGGCCAUUGAGCAUGAUUAGCGGAAAUUUGGGCUUCUUCACAUGAUGACCUUCCUCAUCCUCGUCCUCGCUGAGCAUGGCGGAGUCAGAUGGUGUGGAGUUCUGUGCGAGUCGAGCUCAAAGCAGCAUGGCUAACAACAAGAACAGCACGCUCCGUUGUACUUUCUCGGCCCCCAGCCACAGCAACACUCUCCUGAGGGGACUGUCUGCUCUGCGCGAUCAAGGUCAGUUGUUGGAUGUGGUUCUGGCCAUUGACAACGAGCGAUUUGAGGUUCACAAAGCGGUUUUGGCCUCCUGCAGUGACUACUUCAGAGCCAUGUUUACUGGAGGAAUGAAGGAGUCAAACCAGAACACCAUCGAGCUAAAAGGUCUUUCAGCCAGAGGACUGAAGCACAUUAUUGAUUUUGCCUACAGUUCUGAGGUCACUCUGGACUUGGACUGCAUUCAGGAUGUUCUUGGUGCAGCCGUCUUCCUGCAGAUGGUGCCUGUGGUGGAGCUUUGUGAGGAGUUCCUGAAAUCAGCCAUGAGUGUUGAGACUUGUCUAAACAUCGGCCAGAUGGCCACUACUUUUAGCCUCUCGUCCCUGAAACAGUCGGUCGAUGCGUUCACGUUCCGUCACUUCCUGCAGAUCGCUCAGGAGGACGACUUCCUUCACAUUCCAAAGGAACGACUGGUUUUCUUCCUUCAGAGCAACAAGUUGAAGAACUGUAGUGAGAUUGACUUGUUCCACGCGGCAAUCCGCUGGCUGCAGCACGACGCGUCCAGACGAGCAGCGGCCAGCGAAGUGCUCUGUCACGUGCGCUUCCCGCUAAUGCGUUCGUCUGAACUUGUGGACAGCGUCCAAACUGUCGACAUCAUGGUGGAGGAUGUGCAAUGUCGACACUUUCUCCUAGAGGCCUUCAAUUAUCAGAUCCUUCCAUUCCGACAGCACGAAAUGCAAUCAUCGCGAACUUCCAUUCGCUCAGACGUCACUUCGCUGAUUACGUUCGGUGGAACGCCCUACACCGACAACGAUCGGACAGUCAGCGGCAAAGUCUACUAUCUAGCCGACAUCACAGUGCGACAGUUCAAAGAGUUGACUGAAAUGGAGAUGGGAUGCAGCCAUGCGUGUGUGUCGGUCCUGGACAAUUUUGUGUACGUCGUGGGUGGGCAGCAUUUGCAGUAUCGCAGUGGAGAGGGCGCGGUCGAUGUCUGUUUCCGCUACGAUCCCCAUCUGAACCAGUGGCUUCGAAUCCAAUCCAUGCAGGAGAGCCGUAUUCAGUUUCAGCUCAAUGUGUUGCAUGGACAACUUUACGCUACUGGAGGACGCAACAGGUCUGGCAGCUUGUCCUCUGUAGAGUGCUAUUGUCCGAGGAAAAACGAGUGGACUCAUGUGGAUUCCCUCAAGAGGCGGAUCUGGGGUCACGCCGGAGUGACGUGCGGUGAGAAACUCUACGUCUCAGGAGGUUACGGUGUGUCUGUGGAGGAUAAGAAGACUCUCCAUUGCUAUGAUCCGACUUCUGAUCAGUGGGACUUUAAGUGUCCUAUGAAUGAGCCAAGAGUCUUGCAUGCUAUGAUCAGUGUGAAUAACCGUAUUUAUGCACUCGGUGGCAGAAUGGACCAUGUUGACCGCUGCUUCGAUGUGCUAGCUGUAGAGUAUUACAUUCCAGAGACCGAUCAAUGGACAACAGUCAGUCCAAUGCGAGCUGGUCAAUCAGAGGCUGGGUGCUGUCUGCUAGAUAAAAAGAUCUUUAUAGUCGGAGGAUACAACUGGCACCUCAAUAACGUCACUAGUAUUGUGCAAGUUUAUAAUACAGAAACAGAUGAAUGGGAAAGAGAUCUUCAUUUUCCAGAAUCUUUUGCGGGAAUAGCUUGUACACCUAUUGUACUUCCUCAAACAACCACCCAGCGCUAAGCACAUAUUGCAUUUGCAUUUUGUUUAGGCUUACGGUUCCAGUCCACCCGGACUGAAGUGAAAGUAAUGGUUUAAUAAGCUUUGUCUUAUUGAAAAGCUAUAAUGUUAUGUCUUUGUUGUUGAAGCAUGCAUGAUUGAAGGUUUUUUCACAACGAUAUAAAACACACUAUUUGAGAAUGUGCAGCAUCUUUCUCAAGCAGUAUUUUCAUUUAAGGCCCUUCUUGUAGAUUGACACGUUUAAUGUUAUUUGAGGGUUUUGCAAGUUCCUAUGGGAUUUGCACUGACGGCAGACUUGAAUGGCCCCACAUCAUUCAAGCAAUGUCAUCACAUCUUUAUCUUUGUGAAUAUCCUACAUGUAUUCACAACACAACAUAAACUUCCAGAAGUAAGUGCAAGUUUAUAACAGCGAGACAGAUGAGUGGGAAAGAGAUCUUCAUUUUUUUUAAGAAUCUAUUGUGGGAAUAGUUUGUUACACUUAUUGUACCUCCCCAAACAACCCUCCCAGCGCUAAGCACAUUGUCUUUAUAUUUGAUUUAUGAGAAUGUAAAGCAUCUUUCUGCACACUUCUCAUGCAGUAAUGUUGUCUUUGGCCCGUCUUGUAGAUUGUCCCGUUUCAUACUAAUGAGGGUUUCAUACAAGUGCCUGUGGGAUUUGCAUUGAUGACAGACUUGAAUGGGCCAGCAACACAAAAGCAAUGUCAUCAUGACUUCGUGAAGGAUUUAUGGCCUGUUCUCAUGGUGUGACUAAAUAAACGAAACUUGUUCAAUUUGUCAUUUUUUUUUAAUUUUUGGAUAGCUCAAUGAAUUGGUUGACAUCUGAACAAUUUUAAUCAAUAUUAGCCUCUGAGAGAAAAGAGUUUGCAGAACUUUAUUCUUGCAGUAUGAUAUUUUGAAUUUGGUCCUCCAGCUACAAUUCUGACAAAAUUUUUCACUUUGCCAGCACUUAAUGAAGUUAAUGAAAUAUUGAACCUUAGCCUGCUCUUCUCAAGAUGUAAAGCUGGCUCUGGUUCUUCUUGUAGCUUACCAGUGUGUGAAUCUCUUGGGUACAGAUCAGAUCUCUAUACAUCACAGCUUCGGAUGCGGAUGGUCCCAAACACAGCAUAGGCCUUAUUCCUCUAAAUGACAUGAUCUUGAGAGUUAAUGCAAAACCAUAGACCUGAUCUAUAUGUUGCACUUUUCAGGCAAAUUCAUGUUUGUUUUGUGAUCAUUUGUAGAAAAAACACUAGCAAAAUGUAGUGUCAGGUGUUAAUAUAUUUUGUGAUGCUUUAUUAACCUAGUUUGUGACAAGUUCCUGAUAUUAAUUCUCUUUCAUCAUAAUCUUCAUUUUUUAAAUGUUUUGUAUUAAAAACUGGCAAAUUAUUUCAGAAAACUUUGCUACCAUUAAGCAGCAGUAGUGGUAAAAUUCUCAUGACUCUUUUGUCAUGAUCAAGUUUUGUCUCUUUUUUCCUAACAAUUUAGGGGACAUUUAAAAUAUUUAUACCUCAUUGUAAGA
Carassius auratus (goldfish) is the source of this 3457-nucleotide messenger RNA. RefSeq names its product kelch-like protein 26. Bases 149 to 1966 code for a protein of 605 amino acids. The record is from RefSeq and is a predicted model, not a curated record. Gene Ontology annotation, molecular function: protein binding. NCBI's taxonomy places the organism in Eukaryota, Metazoa, Chordata, Actinopteri, Cypriniformes, Cyprinidae. The transcript is spliced from 4 exons.